UAGUGUUAUCUUGACCGUGGCUCGACACAGUUCACAUUCGCAAACUAUAAAACAUAUAACAUAUAUAUGUUCCUUCGAUGUAUGUGUUUUUGUGUUGCCUUUGAGAGUUUUGCGACAAAAGGAAAGCCGUUUUUUAUUUCAAGGAUAUGGCAAACUGUUAGGUCAUCAGCGGGUGUGAGGGUUGAGGACUCUGAAAAGCUGAUCAUCCAUCACCAUGACCAAGAAGUUCGAGUUCAAUUGGCAGAUACCAGUUCCAGAACCGCUAUUACAGGGUGCAACUUUCGAUCGCUGGACGGAAGAGAAGGAUAACACGGAGCUGGAACAAAAUUGUCUGUUCAAGGUCGACGAAUACGGAUUCUUUAUUUAUUGGAAGAGCGAGGGAAAGGAUGGCGACGUCAUUGAAUUGUGUCAAGUUAGUGACGUCAGAUCCGGGGGUGUGCCAAAGGAUGUGAAAUUAAACAACAAUUUAGAAAAGAAGCACGGAAAUAACUUAGAAGAGAAAUCACUGACAAUAUGCAGCGGGACAGACUAUAUAAACAUAAACUAUCAGCAUAUAGUAUGCCCCGACGCCAACACUGCCACGGUUUGGUUGCAAGGAUUAAGAAAGAUAACACACAAUGUAAAAGCAAACAACGUCUGUCCGAUGACGUGUCUCAAGAAACAUUGGAUGCGUUUGUCGUUCCUAACUGAUCCAAAGGGCAAGGUUCCCGUUAAGGUGGUGGCGCGUACAUUCGCGUCUGGUAAAACUGAAAAGUUGGUCUACCAAUGCCUGUCCGAAUUGGGCUUGCCGUCGGGCAAAAACGAGGCAAUGGAAAAGGAAGCUUUCACUUUCGAUAAAUUUUACGCUCUAUAUCACAAGAUCUGUCCGAGGAAUGACAUAGAAGAACUGUUUAGAUCUAUUACUCAAGGUAAAUCGGAACGAAUCAAUUUGGAGCAGUUCGUGAAUUUCUUGAACGAGAAGCAACGCGACCCUCGUCUCAACGAAAUCCUGUACCCGCUGUAUGAUGAUAAGAGAGCCCUGGAAAUCAUCACCGAUUAUGAACAGAAUGAUGAAGCCAAGAGUGAUAAAUGUCUCACCAAAGAUGGUCUCAUCCGCUACCUCAUGUCCGAUGAAAACGCUCCAGUGUUUCUGGAUCGUUUAGACUUCUAUAUGGAGAUGGAUCAGCCUUUGUCUCAUUACUAUAUCAACUCCUCACACAACACUUAUUUAUCUGGAAGACAGUUCGGAGGGAAAAGCUCCGUUGAGAUGUAUAGACAGGUCCUUCUAGCGGGAUGCAGAUGCGUGGAAUUGGAUUGUUGGGACGGUAAAGGGGAAGACGAGGAACCCAUUAUAACUCACGGCAUGGCUAUGUGUACGGAUAUUUUGUUCAAAGACGUUAUUUACGCGCUCCGCGACACGGCCUUCGUGACGUCAGACUAUCCGAUCAUACUCUCCUUCGAAAACCACUGCUGCAAGGCCCAGCAGUACAAACUGGCGAAGUACUGCGACGAGAUCCUCGGCGACCUCCUGCUCAAAGAACCUCUACCUGACUAUCCGUUAGAGCCCGGCCAGCCUCUGCCUCCGCCGUCGAUGUUAAAACGCAAGAUCAUGAUAAAGAACAAACGUCUGAAAGCUGAAGUUGAGAAACAAGAACUGGAACUGUUCAGACAGGGACAGUUCGUUAUUGAGGAUGAGGUGAAGGAAGACGCCUCCGCGCCCAUGCCCGAGAAAAAGCCUGAAGAGAUAGUAGCGGAGGCUGCGGCGGCCGGGGACGACGCCCCUCCCCCGGUACAGUACACGGGCUCUACGACCAACGUACAUCCCUGGCUGUCCUCGAUGGUGAACUACGCCCAACCCAUCAAGUUCAUCAGCUUCGAGGAAGCCGAGAAACGCAACAUCCAUCACAACAUGUCCUCAUUCGCGGAGACCACAGGCAUGAACUACCUCAAGUCCCAGGCCAUAGACUUCGUGAACUACAACAAACGACAGAUGUCCAGGAUAUAUCCCAAGGGAACUAGGGCUGAUUCCUCCAACUACAUGCCUCAGGUGUUCUGGAACGCGGGCUGCCAGAUGGUGUCCCUGAACUUCCAGACGUCCGACCUGCCGAUGCAGCUCAACCAGGGCAAGUUCGAGUACAACGGAAACUGUGGAUAUCUCCUCAAACCUGACUUCAUGAGACGCGCCGACAGGAGUUUCGAUCCCUUCGCCGAUGCGCCAGUAGAUGGUGUCAUUGCUGCACAGUGUGCUGUACAGGUAAUAGCCGGACAGUUCUUGUCAGAUAAGAAGGUCGGUACUUACGUGGAAGUGGACAUGUACGGCCUCCCGACAGACACUAUACGUAAAGAGUUCCGCACACGCAUGGUCCCCGCCAACGGACUCAACCCGGUCUAUAACGAGGAACCCUUCCUCUUCAGAAAGGUGGUACUUCCAGAUCUUGCAGUACUACGUUUUGGCGUGUACGAUGAGAACGGCAAACUGCUGGGUCAGAGGAUCCUCCCGUUGGACGGCCUCCAGGCGGGCUACAGACACAUCUCGCUGAGGACCGAAGCCAACUUCCCUAUGUCACUGCCCAUGCUGUUCUGUAACAUAGAACUUAAAAUCUACGUUCCUGACGGGUUCGAGGAUUUUAUGGCGGCGCUGUCCGACCCUCGGGCGUUCAUGGGGGCGGCGGCGCAGAGGACGGACAACAUGAAGCAGAUGGGCAUCGAGGAGAGUGGACCGGAGAAGAAACCCGCGCAGGAGGAAAAGAAAGAAGAACCUCUGGUGUUCGAGCCGAUCACAGUGGAAACCCUCCGCCAGGAGAAGGGCUUCAUCAAAACCGGCCGCAAACAACAGAAAGACCUGGAGGCGAUGAAGAAGAGACACUCCAAAGAAAAAAUGGCGCUACAGAAACAACAGUGUGCCGCGUUAGAGAAACUCAUCAAGGGCAAAAAUCGUGAACAGCUGAGCAGCGACGCAACGUUCCGCACAGCCGUGGGUGAACAGGCCGGGGUUUGGGGCGAGCUGGUGAGGAGGCAGCGGGCCGAGAGGAGCGCCGCAGCCACCGUCCGCCUCCAGGAACAGAGGGAGCUGCUCAAGAGGAUCGCGGAACAGGCGCAGCAGGCACAGAUCAAACAGCUUGAAGCCAAGCACGAGAGAGAACUGAAAGAAAUGAACACUCGCCAGGCGAAGAUCAGUGUGGAGACCAGCAAGGAAGUAGCCAACGACAAGACGCUGAAGACCAAACAGGAGAAAGACAGGAGACUGCGAGAGAAGAAACAGAACAACACUAAGAAGUUCAUGGACGAACGGAAGACGCAAACAAUAAAACAAAACCGCGAAAAAGACAAGCUGAAGGCGUCCCACGACAAGCAAAUGGAGGAACUCAACAAGGAUAUUGAUAACCUGAUAGAAAUGUACAAAAUGGAGGCGACCGAGUUCGAGAUGGCGAGUAAAACCGAAUUCUUUGCAUGAAAGUAUCCUGACAUCGCACCACUGUUAGAGGAAUUGACUUCAAGUGAGUGCUAAGUGAUCUCAUUAGUGUUGUAGUAUUAUUAUAAUAUUUAUUAUCGUCUUACAUAGUUUUAAAUGCAUAUUUUAUUUGACAUUAAAAUUAACUAGUGUUGCCACACGUUGCAUUCUAAUUGCAACACCUAUACUGGCAACUAUGUACGGAUGUAUUAAAAUAUUAGUUUAUAAAAUGUUUGUAUUCUUCUUAUUUAAUCAAAAUGGUAAUAUGUUGAGAGUAAUUAAGCUAGAUUUUAUUUUUUUCUUAAUCAUUCUUUGAUCGGUUAUAUUUUACUUGCGAAUUUUAAAUUUGUGCAUGUAUUGGACAAAAAAAUAUGUUUCAAUGUUAUAGAUAUAUUAUCAAUAAUUUUAUUCGGUGGUAGAAUAAAAUUAUUAUACAAAAGUUAUUAUUAUUCAUUUAGCGAAUAAAACGGCAGAAUUAAUAAAGGAUGCAAACAUGAAAACUUUAGAACUAUUGUUAUUACGUUAAGUAGAAGUAAGAAAUAUGAUUGUUAUACCUAUAAUUAUAAAGCCAUUUUCAAUUAUACGCCAAUUUAAAAUUAUAAUUAAUUUAAUGCUAUAUACUUUUAAAUAUUAAAAUCUUGUAUUUAUAAUGUUUUAAAUUUUAAUAAAUUUUUGAACGAAAUAAAAAAUAUAAAUUUUAAUUUAUUAAGUGUUCGUAUUCGGCCUUCAAAAUUAUUACUAUAUUAAUAAUACAUUAUCGACGGGUUAUUCAGAUAAACAAGUUCUAUUACAUUAUUUUAUAUAAGUUUGCAUAUUCGUAUUUUAAAAUAUAUUGUUAUGCACUGUUUUUUCAAGUUUUCAAUGUAAAAUUUCCAACUUAUCGAUGUAGGGGGCGGUAGAUUUUUCGACAUAGAUUUUAGGUGCAUAGUGUUGCCAUGUAUUAUAUUCUAAACAGAAAAAAAUCAAAAAAAUAUUUAUAUUCGUGUAACGAAAGUACUGUUUUUCAUCAAAUUUAUGUAUUAAGUGAUAACCAUGUCGUAAGUAACAUAAUGAAAUGUAAAAUUAGUUAUAAUAAAACGAAUACUUAUAAAAUUAUGACUGAAAAUGAAUCUUAUACAUUAUUGUAACAAUGUAACUUAGUAACGUUUUUUUAUAUAUCUGUUGUUAUACAAUAAACAAUAAUAUGUACCGUCAGCAAAAAAACAAAAUCCAAUAAUAUAGUUUGUUUUGCUGACUUUACUCUAGUUAUUUUUGAUAGUGGACCAAUGACAAUCUGUUAAUCAAAUGCCAAAGAUCAUCACUUAAUUUAAUUCACUGAAAAGUUUAUAAAGAAAAAUAAUCAUUAUGAAUAAUUUAAAUUAUUUUUCAUAUUUAGUGCAUAAUAGAAUAAGUACGUUUAGAAAAUACAGUCUAGUCAAUUUUAUUAAUAGUUUUAAAUAUUUUCUCAUAGUUCGCAAACGGAUUUAUUUCUCUAGUGACUAAAACAUUAUUUAUCUAUAUUUUUCAUGUCAUUUCAUUUGAAUUUGAAUUUUUUCAACAUUUUACGUAACUGUAUUUAUCUAAAUUAUUUGUUGAAUUUGAUUCAAGUUAGGGUAAUGAUAGUGAGAAUAUUUUUAAGCGUUUAUUAAAAUUAAUAUGAAAUAAAAGUUUAAUAUGCAAAAUGUUUGCACGUUUAAAUUGUAUUUUAACACUCACAUUACUUGUGAUUAUGGUCUAACUCCUAGCACCAGAAUAAGGAAUUGAUUCUCCGCUUCGGCUAAACCUGAAGCGUACACUAGGCAAAAGAUUGAAACGUAAAGCAUAUAUUCUAAAUUUAUUGUAUUAAAUCAUGUUAAUUAUAUUGUACUUAAUAGGUAGCAUGUAUUGAAACACAUUGUCACUGAAGAUGUUUAUUUAAAUUAAAUUACAUUUUAAACAAA
This is a messenger RNA of Danaus plexippus (monarch butterfly), 5349 nucleotides long. It is a transcript of the gene norpA, whose product is annotated as 1-phosphatidylinositol 4,5-bisphosphate phosphodiesterase. Gene Ontology annotation, biological process: phosphatidylinositol-mediated signaling; lipid metabolic process. Gene Ontology annotation, molecular function: phosphatidylinositol-4,5-bisphosphate phospholipase C activity; calcium ion binding. The transcript is spliced from 22 exons. The record is from RefSeq and is a predicted model, not a curated record. NCBI's taxonomy places the organism in Eukaryota, Metazoa, Arthropoda, Insecta, Lepidoptera, Nymphalidae. The coding region runs from base 215 to 3433 and encodes 1072 amino acids.